Hymenoscyphus albidus is the source of this 970-nucleotide messenger RNA. The record is from the annotation of a GenBank genome assembly. Lineage: Eukaryota; Fungi; Ascomycota; Leotiomycetes; Helotiales; Helotiaceae.
AUGGCGCAACCAAUCGCGCAACCAAAUGUCGACCCGGUCGACCCAGAUCGGGAUAAACCGUACUACUAUGAACGAAAAUUCGAUGGCAUCAAAAAAGAUGUCAUUACUCACAAGCUUUUAGAGGCCCCAGAUCCGAGCGCGGAGUUCGACAAGAUCUACGAAGCUAAGCUUCGCGAGGGUGCCGCAAUGUUUGGCCUGCAGUUCUACCAGACUCGCUGGUACGCCGACUUCAAGACUAUAGCUGAAGUCGGUAAGUAAAUUGACCUUCCAUGCUCAAAUUCCACUACUGACAGCUUGAGCAGGGCACAGACACGGUAGAAAAUAUACUGUGGAAGAGUUUGGGACACCUAUGCCACCGCCCAUGAGCGGAGAACAAGCCAAGGCAAGUCUACCAAGAAUGCUCGCGGGUGCCAGGGCCAGAGUGACAGCGAAAGCUGCGGCUUCAAAAGCUUCUGGUUCUACAGAAUCGCGUGGUGCGAUUCCUCAAGCUUCUGCCUCUACAGUCUCGAGUGGUGCGAUUGAUACUGUAGGCUCGCGUGGUGCGGUUGGCAAAGCUUCUACAUCUGUAGUCUCGCGUGGUGCGAUUGACACUAUAGCAUCUCGCAGUGCGAUUUCUCAAGCUUCUGCCUCUACAGUCUCGCGUAGUGCGAUUGAUACUGUGUUCUCGCGUGGUGCGACUCGCCAAGCUUCUGCCUCUACAGUCUCGCGUGGUGCGAUUGGCAAAGCUUCUACAUCCAUGGUCUGGCGUGGUGCGAGUUCCAGAGCUUCUGGCUCCCAUUCUUCAAAGGUGCAAAAAUCGCGUGGUGCGACUGCCAGGCCGAUGACUUUCUUAGAAAGACGAAGAUUGGAAUGGCGGGAAGCUGAAUCUACUGCUCAGGCCAGUAAAGUGCAAGGCCCCGAGUCUUCUAAUUCUGCCACAGUUGGCUCUAUAUCCUCCUCCGAAGGCAACAGCAGAAUCUUCAAAGGCUGA